AUGCUUGAUUUGAAGGAAAACUCUGAAAUAUAUAUUACGAAACAAAUAACCAUUAAAACUGUCUUGCAUUCAUUAACUCCUAUUGAAUAUAUACCAAUAAGCAAAGAUGAAGUUGUGAUAGUUUAUUAUGUUGAAAGGUGGCAAGAUAUAAAUGUGACAUUUGCAGAU
Messenger RNA from Funneliformis mosseae, 168 nucleotides. Lineage: Eukaryota; Fungi; Glomeromycota; Glomeromycetes; Glomerales; Glomeraceae. The record is from the annotation of a GenBank genome assembly.